CUUUCUCUCUUUCUCUCUCCCUCCCUUUCUCUCUCUCUCUCUGUCUCACUCUCUUCCUCCCCCCCUCUCUGUUGGCUGAUAGAUGGUUAAAUGUGCUUGGGUAACUAAGAAUAACAAAUGGAGCUCCGCUCAUUGGCACUCUCUUUGUGUGUUUUGCAUUCCAGAUAUGAUGGGUUAUUGAGAUGUAUGCUUAACUGGGGGGCAUGAGGGCAGUCUCUACGGCUCCGGGUUCAGCCAAGGGCUCGGCCAAUGACAGUGCAUGCCUGCAUCACAUUACGUUUGAUGCUUCAGUCAUUUCUCGGCUAAAUACCUGUAUGGCCCACAGACGGAACUGUCUCUUUGUAGGAGAUCCCAGCUGUUAGAACAUUGUUGACCUCCUACCUAGACCUAGCUUGUGUGACAGAGUACCGUACUGUAGGUGAGUCGUCGAUCAGACACAAUGGCUCGGUUGAGAUUCAUGGCUGUUUGGAUGACAGCGUAGGAGAAAGUGGGACAUUCGCGUCAGUGGCAUUGCUCGCGACACAACCUGAUUGAUGAAAGUGAGUUCCCUCCGUGAAAAAAAACCUUUUGUGACUUCCCCCGUCUAUGACAUGGGCGUUCCACUUCCUGCGUCUGUGACCUUUGCCCCGCGACAACCGACUGUGGAUCUGCUCCUGUGUGAUGGAUGACACCUGUGCGUGUUGAGCAAUCGCUCCCUGUCACAACACUGCUUUUCUUUCUUACUCACUUUUCUUUUUUUUCCCUCCGCGUGGGAGCAUACCUCUCUGAGCCAAUACCAAGGCAGAUAAUCAUCUCCGUGAUGUAUGAUCGCUUAUUUUCCUUCGUGAGAGAAGAUUUCAGGCUCCUUGGAAUGCGUGUGUGUGUAAGAGCGAGAGUUGGCAGUGCCGGGGAACAACUGCAACACUCAGCGUUGACACACAGUAGCAACCCCAGUUGUGGAGGAGUUUCCACCUGCAGAGACCGCCCGCGGAACCGCCGGAGCUGUCGCGCGCCUUCCUCGAACCCGACGACAGCGCUCCACUGCGCAUGACGGAACCCGGUUCCCGUGCUAGAGCACCGGCGCCUCGCAUCCGUGUGUCUGUCCCCUCGGGAUCCAGUUACAGAUCGGUCUGGUGGAGAUCUGUCUGAUGCACCCCCUGGACGUGGUGAAGACCAGGUUUCAGAUCCAGAGAGGGACCAGCGAACCACACAGCUACAAGAACCUGGGAGAUUGCUUCAGGACUGUCUUUCGCAACGAGGGUGUCUAUGGCUUCUAUAAGGGCAUCGUCCCACCAAUCCUGGCUGAGACUCCUAAGAGGGCAGUUAAGUUCUUCACCUUCGAGCAAUACAAGAAGCUGCUGACACUCACCCCUUUGUCUCCGGGCUUGGCCCUGUCAGUAGCAGGUCUGGGGUCAGGCCUGACUGAGGCUGUGGUGGUCAACCCCUUUGAGGUGGUGAAAGUCAGCCUGCAGGCCAACAGGGACUCUUUCAAAGUGCAACCCUCCACCUUUGCCCAAGCAAGACACAUCAUCAACUCUGGAGGCCUGGGUCUGCGAGGUCUGAACAAGGGCCUGACCUCCACUCUGGGCCGGCAUGGAGUCUUCAACAUGAUCUACUUCGGCUUCUACUUCAAUGUCAAGGAUGCCAUUCCUGCCAGCUCGGACCCGGGUCUGGAGUUCCUGAGGAAGUUUGCCAUUGGCCUGCUGUCUGGAACCAUCUCCUCCUGUGUGAACAUUCCCUUCGACGUGGCCAAGAGCCGCAUCCAGGGGCCACAGCCAAUCCCAGGAGAGAUCAAGUAUCGCACCUGCUUCCAGACCAUGGGUCUGGUAUACCGGGAGGAAGGGUACUUGGCCUUGUACAAAGGAUUGGUUCCCAAGAUCAUGAGACUUGGACCAGGUGGAGCUGUGAUGUUGCUGGUUUAUGAGUACAUGUCUAAAUGGCUGCAGACAAACUGGUGAAGUAAAGGUGCCACAGACAGCCCAUCCACUGCCUUCAACCUAGAUCUAGGACCUGUAAUUCAGUUCGUCCACAACACACACACACACAAACACUACACAAAACACACUCAGACACAAACCCGCGCACCACACACACACAAAUACGUUCACACACAAACAUGCACAUCCACACACACACACACCUUUCAUAACCCAGCCAGUAUUACAGCCCUCUCCUGAACUGGACUGACUACACUGCCUUCCCUUUCCCACACCCUAGCGAGCUCAACACACCAUCCUACAUCAAACGCACGUCAUCCUACAUCAAACAUCCUCCAUUCUGCAUCAAACAUCCUCCAUCCUCUAUCCAGCAUCAAACAUCCUCCAUCCUCUAUCCUGCAUCAAACAUCCUCCAUUCUCUAUCCCGCAUCAAACAUCCUCCAUUCUGCAUCAAACAUCCUCCAUCCUCUAUCCUGCAUCAAACAUCCUCCAUCAUCUAACCUGCAUCAAACAUCCUCCAUUCUCUAUCCUGCAUCAAACAUCCUCCAUCCUCUAUCCUGCAUCUAACAUCCUCUAUCCUACAUCAAACAUCCUCCAUCUUCUAUCCUGCAUCAAACAUCCUCUAUCCUGCAUCAAACAUCCUCCAUUCUGCAUCAAACAUCCUCCAUCUUCUAUCCUGCAUCAGACAUCCUCCAUCCUGCCCAAGUAAACCUUCACAUUGCACUGCAGCUCCAUUUAAUGUCUACAACAAAUGAUCAAAAACCCCAACCACAGACACAGUCCCACACACACACUCACACAUCUGCACGCGCUUAGACAAAUGUGUGCACACACACACCACACACACACACACACACCACACAAAGGUACGUAAACACAGCCACAGACACAGCCACUACGUGCUUGUCACUUUGACGCUGUUCGACAAACGACCGUGAAAAACAGUAGGAUGUCCUUUCCUGCUUCCCGUACUGUGUUCCUGAAGCUGGUGCCAGACUGGAGCAAGCAGAGAGAAACUCUUCCUGGAACAUUCGGAACAUUUCUUGAAGCUUUAAGAUCGUGAGACAUUCACGCCAGUGUUUCAUUAUAGUUCAUGAUACCUAAACAAUUCCACAUCCUGUUAAUCGCAUUAGGCUAUGUGUCUGGAGAAAUUGUAUCUGUCCUGAGGAGGAAGCUUGAAAUGGUUUGACUGUGAGACCUUUAUGUGCCUUCAAAGCGUUCUGUACUGAUUUCACAAAUUAAUUAAAAGCACAUUUCAGUG
This is a messenger RNA of Hypomesus transpacificus, 3177 nucleotides long. RefSeq names its product solute carrier family 25 member 21 (gene slc25a21). Lineage: Eukaryota; Metazoa; Chordata; Actinopteri; Osmeriformes; Osmeridae. The record is from RefSeq and is a predicted model, not a curated record. The transcript is spliced from 10 exons. Bases 1128 to 1937 code for a protein of 269 amino acids.